Messenger RNA from Prorocentrum cordatum, 1053 nucleotides. The record is from the annotation of a GenBank genome assembly. NCBI's taxonomy places the organism in Eukaryota, Dinophyceae, Prorocentrales, Prorocentraceae.
CGGAAACGUCCACCCACGCUGGACAUGUGGAACUUCCAAGGUGCUCGCGCUUUCGAGGGGUUCAUGCCAGCGCUAUACGUCGGGCCUCCGCUUCUGCCUGCUCAGGUUUGCGCUGGUCGGUGUUACCCUGCCCGCGAGCUGGCCGCCUGCAUGUGCCCGCAGGGUAGUUCGGUUGAUGACAGUGGCACGCGCUCCCCGCACGCGGUACCCCUGCGGGCCGGCACGCUGGAGCACCUGGACUGGGACGCUCCGGAGUGGAGGGCGCUGCUGCGGCAAGAGGCUGUCUACCUCGAUGAGCUCCGAGCUUGGGACCAGCACAACAUCGCCGCCGGCGCGUACCGCGAGCGCACCGACAAGUUCGAGAAGCGCGCCUCGGCCACCGAGGCCGCCGGCACGAGGCGGCCGCUGAAGGUCGAGGAUACGAUGCCCAGGGUGCUGCGCAUGCAGCGGGCCAAGGCGUCGACGAACCGCGCGGUUGCGGGCGCCGCGGCCGAGAGUGCCCGCAGCACCAGCGGUUCCGGCGGGGAGGCAACGGCGCUCGUGCUCGACGGCGCCGAGGCUGGUACUGCUUCCGUCCUGCUGGCCGCUGGCUUCCAGCGCGGAAGGGUGCUGAUUCCGAACUUGAUACCCUCCGUCGCGGAGAGCCUGCGCAACGACGGAUCUGGAGGCUUCGCCUGUGCCGCCAUGGUGGAGGACUACGUGCUCGGCGCUCCGCCCGUCGCGCUGGACCUGGCCUACCUCGACUUCACAGGCGCUUUCCCGCGGCGCGCGCCCCACCUGCGCGCGCUCUUCGAGCGCGGCUGGCUGCGGCCCGGCGGCGUGCUGGCCUGCACGUUCUCGACGCGCGAGGGCCCCUGGCAGCCGGGCGACGGGGACGCGGGGGCGAUGCCGCCGGGCUGGAGCCAGGCUCACGCGGCCUACGCGCUCGUGCGGGUUCUCCUCGGCGCGGCCAGGGAGAGCGGCCUGAGGCUGGAGGGCCCCGACCUGGAAGGCAGCUCGGACCCGUCCUGUGAGUACAAGCGCAGCAUGGUGAGGACUAUCAGAUUAUACUAG